This is a messenger RNA of Aspergillus oryzae RIB40, 1143 nucleotides long. RefSeq lists its product as uncharacterized. The record is from RefSeq and is a predicted model, not a curated record. Lineage: Eukaryota; Fungi; Ascomycota; Eurotiomycetes; Eurotiales; Aspergillaceae. Bases 1 to 1143 code for a protein of 380 amino acids. The transcript has 3 exons. Gene Ontology annotation, molecular function: methyltransferase activity.
AUGUUAAUUGCCGGAUUCUCUUGCGUUGACUUCUCUUCACUGAACAACAAGCGCAAGACCCUCGACGGCAGCGGAGAAUCCGGCGGGACAUUCUGGGGGAUCCUCGGCUACGCAAAGAGGUACAGGCCGCGAAUAGUCGUACUGGAAAAUGUACGGACAGCCCCAUGGGGAAAAAUCGCCGAGGCAUGGGGCGGCAUCGACUAUUUCGCGUGCCAUGCAGAGGUAGACACCAAAGCAUACUACCUCCCACAAACCCGCGAGAGAGGGUACAUGCUCUGCGUUGACAGACAGCGGAUGCGAGAACACGGUCUGGAGGAAACGGCCAUGGCGGACUGGGUCAAGAUCCUGUCUCAGUUCAAACGCCCUGCGAGCUCACCGGCCGGUAUGUUCCUGAUGGACCCUGAUGAUCGUAGACUGGAGCAGAUAGAGAACGAUAUGACGGCGCGGAUAGCGUCGCAUACAGUCUACAAUUGGGAGCGGUACCAGGUCAGGCAUCAGAACUACCGCAUGAACAUGGGCCUGGGACACCGUCGCCCGUUCACUCGCUCGCAGGAGGACGGAUCUUCUCAGAUGCCGGAUUUCACCUGGCAGCCUUGGCUCCGAAGUAUGCCAGAGCGAGUCUGGGAUACACUUGACGCCAAUUUCCUUCGCAAGCUCGUGGAAGGGUAUGACAUGAACCACAAAGAGCGGUGCAUAGAGCUUUCUCAGGGUAUCGAUCGAGAGGUCGACACCCGUGCGUACGGCAUAGUGGGCUGUAUCACUCCCUCCGGCAUCCCAUAUUUGACCAUCAGAGGUGGCCCUCUCUGUGGACUCGAGUCCCUUUCUCUUCAGGGAUUACCGCUGGAUAGACUGAUACUUGCCCGCGAAACUCAGGCUGAACUUCAACAGCUCGCUGGAAAUGCGAUGAGUUCGACGGUCGUAGGCGCUGCUAUUCUCUCUGCCCUUAUUGUGGGCCACAAAGUACUCGAUAAAGGUAGUCAGCAGCCUCGUCCGAAGAAAGAAGUCCCGAGGCACAAACGGUUUGAGCUGUGUCACGAUCACGAGCUCGUUUCAGGCAGUAUUAAUGUCGACGAAGCGACUGAUGUAACCAUUUCUGAUAUCCAAGCUCAGGCCGCGAGUAGCGCGAGAUAUUGCAUUUCAUGA